Tribolium madens (black flour beetle) is the source of this 821-nucleotide messenger RNA. It is a transcript of the gene Cpap3-e, whose product is annotated as protein obstructor-E-like. The coding region runs from base 26 to 784 and encodes 252 amino acids. Lineage: Eukaryota; Metazoa; Arthropoda; Insecta; Coleoptera; Tenebrionidae. The record is from RefSeq and is a predicted model, not a curated record. The transcript is spliced from 3 exons. Gene Ontology annotation, molecular function: chitin binding. Gene Ontology annotation, cellular component: extracellular region.
UUAAGCAUGAGACCUUGAGUAACAAAUGAACAUCGCGAUGACAAGAGAAGAUCUUCAUUUUAGUUUUAAAAUGGUUACCAUGAAAACGAUUCGAAUUGUUACCAUCGUUACCGUCGUUGCCAUACAAGGUCUGGCUCAGCGAAAUUUGGGCCCCUCAUGUCCCGAAAAAGACGGCCGAUACCCCACAUCGACUUGCGACGGCUAUAUCGAGUGCAGGGACGGCCUUCCCUCGGAGAAAUUGUGCCCCGAUGGGCUCCUCUUCAACCCGGCGAGUGGCCCCCAGGCCUUCCCGUGCCAGUACCCCCUCGACGUCGACUGCACCGGCCGCGAACAGACCCAGCCGGCUCAAGCCACCGACGAGUGCCCCCACCAAUUCGGCUAUUUCCGUAUGGGCGACGCGACCUCUUGCGGCCAAUUUAAGAAUUGUGUCGCUGGGCGUGGCUUCGUUUUCGACUGUCCGGAGGGUUUGGCCUUUAAUGGUGACACCUACCGGUGUGAUUGGCCCGAUCAAGUGCCCACGUGUGACGCUGAGGGGUUUUUAGGGUUCACGUGUCCGCAAGAUGGGCGGAGUUUUGGGUUGGGAGAGGAGGAGUUUCGCUUUUUUAGGUCACCCAAUGACUGUCAACGAUAUUUUGUUUGUGUCAAUGGACGGCCAAGAUUGAAUAAUUGUGGGGAGGGGAGGGCUUUCAAUGAUUUGAUUAAUGCUUGUGAUGGGGUGGAGAAUGUCACGGGGUGUGUGGGAGGGGCCAUAGGCGGGGCUCCUUUCCGAAAUUACCGAAUAUGAAUGUAAACAAGUGAAUAAUAAAUAUUUGAAAACAAAA